AUGUCAAGAAAGAUUAUACCAGCUCUCACAAUCUUUUUUGGACCAAUUCUAAUACUCACAGCGAUUACUCAAUUUGUUCAAAAAGAUGAAGAAAAAGAUUUAAAAGAAUUUAAGAAAAAUCAACCAGCAAACUAUCAAUCAAAUAAAGAAAAUAAUGCACAAAUUAUGAAAUUUAUUAGAGACUCUGCAAAAGGUGAUAGAAUUGACUUUUUUGCAGGUUUAGAGGAAGAAAUGAAAACAAUUGAGUCAAUUAAAAAUCAAAACUCAUUGAAUAAAGAAAAGCAACAACAACAACAACAACAACAACAACAACAACAACAACAACAACAACAACAACAACAACAACAAAAACCAAAUACACCACCAACACCAUUAACAACACCAUCAACACCAAAGAAAUAA
This is a messenger RNA of Dictyostelium discoideum AX4, 402 nucleotides long. RefSeq lists its product as hypothetical. Lineage: Eukaryota; Evosea; Eumycetozoa; Dictyosteliales; Dictyosteliaceae. The record is from RefSeq and is a predicted model, not a curated record. The transcript has 2 exons. The coding region runs from base 1 to 402 and encodes 133 amino acids. Gene Ontology annotation, cellular component: extracellular region.